Messenger RNA from Aspergillus ibericus CBS 121593, 2722 nucleotides. Its product is annotated as OPT family oligopeptide transporter. The transcript is spliced from 2 exons. Gene Ontology annotation, molecular function: oligopeptide transmembrane transporter activity. Bases 199 to 2616 code for a protein of 805 amino acids. Gene Ontology annotation, cellular component: fungal-type vacuole membrane. Lineage: Eukaryota; Fungi; Ascomycota; Eurotiomycetes; Eurotiales; Aspergillaceae. The record is from RefSeq and is a predicted model, not a curated record.
CGCGAUGUGCCUCCAUCGUGUUAUCAAUCAAUCUCCAGUCAUCCUCGCUUCUUCUUAUCUCCCCCGCUUCCCUCGCAUCCCCUUGCGUGAUGGCUUGUUGACCCGCCCGUCCCUUCUUUCUGUGACAGGCGAGCCAUCUCUCUUGCGGGCUCGACCAACCCCCGGCGACGGCAUCCGAUGAACUACCAAUCCAUCACCAUGGCAGGCAAUGCCUCCCACAGCGACCGGCAGCAGGAUGGGGCCGCCCGAGAUGGCUCAUCGCCCAGAUCCUCGGUCGACCAUAGUGGACGGACAGUCUACGCCGAUGAUCCCCACCCCUCCGUCACCUCCCCCCAGAGCUUCACCUCGCGGUCCUUGCUCGUCGGGUUGCUAAUCGGCGCUCUGAUCACCUUCUCCAAUACAUACUUUGGCCUGCAGACAGGAUGGAUCAGCACCAUGGCCAUGCCGUCCGCCCUGAUCGGGUUCUCCGUCUUCAAGGUCCUAUCGAAACAUCUGUCCUACCCUUUCACUCCCAUCGAGAAUGUCCUCAUACAAACGGUAGCAGGGGCGGUGGGGACAAUGCCCUUGGGUUGUGGGUUUGUCGGGGUCAUCCCCGCGUUGGAAUUCCUGAUCAAAGAUGGAGACGAUGGCCCCUCGGGAGAUGGUGGUACCGGAGAAGGCGGGCCUCUGAAGCUGAACUUCUGGAAGCUCGUGAUCUGGAGUCUGGGGGUCUGUCUGUUUGGGGUCGUGUUUGCUGUUCCUCUAAGAAAGGAGGUGAUUGUUCGGGAAAAGCUCAAGUUCCCGAGCGGAACAGCCUCGGCGCUGAUGCUGAGGGUGCUUCACGGAAGUGGGCAGGGUGAUGAGAAGGCCAAGGCGAGGGUGGAGGACGUUGAAGAUAUUCCACAGCGUGAGGAGGCAUAUGAAGCGCCUGUUCCGGCGCAUGGGCCCGGAGAAAGUGGGCCAUUGCUCCGGAAGGCCGGCUCUAGCCAACUGGACAAUGACCAAAAGGACUGGAGAUCGAAGAUGCGCCUCCUGGUAGGCGCCUUUGCAGUAUCCGGUGUCUAUACACUCUUCUCGUAUUUCGUCCCGCAAGUUCGUGAUAUCCCUAUAUUGGGUCUGUACCUGGCCAAAAACUGGCUAUGGACCCUCAACCCGUCUCCCGCAUACGUCGGCCAAGGAAUCAUCAUGGGUCCCUCGACCUGUAUGCAUAUGCUCUUUGGUGCGGUCUUGGGUUGGGCAAUUCUUUCGCCGCUUGCGAAGGCUCGUGGCUGGGCCCCCGGGCCUGUGGACAGCUGGGAAGAUGGAAGCAAGGCUUGGAUUGUCUGGAUUUCGCUGGCCAUUAUGCUUGCGGACUCUCUUGUCAGCCUCGGUUGGCUGGUGGUGAGGCCAUUGGUACCCCGUGCAUCAAUGUUGAAAGACAAGCUUCUCCCCAGUCGUGCCGGGCGGCGCAUUGUCUCCGGGGGCUCGACGUCUUCCAACCUCCAUUCGUACAUCACUUACUCCGCCCUGAGUCCCAUUACCGAAGAAUCUUCCAUCCCAAGCCAUCCCGUUCCUUCCAUCGGGAGACGCAGCGCAACUGACGACGACGAUGAAGAUGCCCCUCCCUCUCAGCUCAUCUCCACCCGCACCGUCAUCAUCCUCCUUCCCCUGACUCUGAUCCUGAACGUCGUGUGCAUGCACCUCGUCUUCGGCGAUAUCAUGUCUCCACUGCUGUCCAGCCUCGCUACCUUCCUGGCGGUCCUCCUCUCCAUCAUGGGCGUUCGUGCCCUUGGCGAAACCGACCUGAACCCCGUCUCCGGGAUCAGCAAACUAACUCAGCUGCUCUUCUCCCUGGCAACCCCUGCCUCUCACUUCUCCCGCCGCACCGCCCUCGUCACCAACCUCCUCGCGGGCGCCGUAUCCGAGUCCGGCGCCCUCCAAGCCGGAGACAUGAUGCAGGACCUGAAAACCGGGCAUCUCCUCGGCGCCAGCCCCAAGGCCCAAUUCUACGGUCAAAUCAUCGGCAGUCUCGUGGGCGCGGUGCUCUCCACCGCCGUCUACAAGAUGUAUGUGAGCGUCUACGAAGUCCCGGGGCCCAUGUUCCAGACCCCCACGGCAUAUGUGUGGAUCUUCACCGCGCGUCUCGUCACCGGCCAAGGCCUUCCCCCAAUGGCCUGGCAGGCGUCUCUCAUCGCCGGCAUCAUCUUCGUAGCCGUAACCAUCCUCCGUCUUGUCGCCGCAUCCCCCAUUGCUAACGGCGGCCGCAAAGACGUUUCCGCCCCCUGGCGCGACUGGAUCCCCGGUGGCAUCGCCGUCGCCGUAGGGAUCUUCAACGUCCCCUCUUUCACUCUGGCUCGCGCCAUCGGCGGCCUCAUCGCCUGGUGGUGGUCCCGACGACACGCCGCAAAAUCCAUCGCGGCGGCUUCCGGCUCUGCCGCCACCACCACUAGCGACGUCGAUAACCAGACGAACUUAUCCGAGUCCUGGACGGCCGCUCAAGCCAGAGGAACACCACCCUCAGAACAAGCAGCCAAGGCUGCGAAUGCGGAUGCCGCAUCCUCGACAGUGGUGGUCCUCGCCUCGGGAUUGAUUCUAGGCGAGGGGAUCAUCAGCAUUGUGAACUUGCUUCUGGCGAGUGGCGGGGUUCCACAUCUUUGAAACGAUGCAGAAGUGGCAUGUAGAUUAGAUGUUCUGUUUGGUUGGUAGGAUGGUGGAUUGGUAUUGGUAGAGGAGAGCAUGUGAAUAAAAUGUAGAGUUCUGGAUA